Messenger RNA from Serpula lacrymans var. lacrymans S7.9, 2079 nucleotides. RefSeq names its product glycosyltransferase family 2 protein. Gene Ontology annotation, molecular function: chitin synthase activity. NCBI's taxonomy places the organism in Eukaryota, Fungi, Basidiomycota, Agaricomycetes, Boletales, Serpulaceae. The coding region runs from base 1 to 2079 and encodes 692 amino acids. The record is from RefSeq and is a predicted model, not a curated record. Gene Ontology annotation, cellular component: cell septum; cell periphery. The transcript is spliced from 9 exons.
AUGGUCGCCAUAAUUGCAUUCAAAUUCAUAGCAUCUCUCAAUUUUGGUUCUCCUCGUGCACCUGAAGACCACAACAAGUCUGUUAUCUGUCAGGUUCCUUGUUAUACGAACCCGAUGGAACUGGAGAUGUACCACCAGAUCAAAAAUGUCAUUGGAGUGAACCCUACUUUCUACAAGUAUAUUUUCACUGUUGAUGCCGAUACAGUGGAACCUCUUUCCGUCAACCGUUUGAUUUCUGCGAUGAUUCACGACAAGAAGGUUCUCGGUGUUUGUGGAGAGACGGAGCUUACUAACGCCAAGCAGUCUAUCAUCACUAUGAUGCAGGUGUAUGAAUACUUCAUUUCUCAUCAUAUGGCGAAAGUGUUCGAGAGUCUUUUCGGUUCCGUCACUUGUCUUCCCGGUUGUUUCACGCUUUACCGUCUUAGGACGCCCGAUACACACAAGCCUCUCUUGAUCUCGAAUCAAAUGGUCCAAGACUAUUCUGAAAAUCGUGUUGACACUCUGCAUAUGAAGAACUUGUUGCAUUUGGGAGAAGAUCGUUAUCUCAGAUUGCGCUUUAUCUCCUACUAUGGGAACCAUAUUGUCCGAGUCAUUGCACGGAUCUACGACAUGGCUCGAGGCUCCUCAUCUGAUUCAGAAAACACAGAUUCAGAUCGAGUGUUGUCAAACGAGUCUGAUAGUGGCAAUGAGAACAGAACAUCUCUCACCAAUCCAUUUUUGAGGGAUGAUGCAUCUCUUACGGAGUACAAGGAGGCUGUAAAAGCAAUACAACUCCAGAUGGCCGAACUCCGUAGUGAAAACAGGGAAUUGAAGAGGGCCAAUGCAAUAAUGAAGUCAAAUCAACCAAAACGUCGAACCAACGCAGUGCCAAAGGAGAUCUCGACUCACGAUGUAGAAAUAGCUAGGCAGGCCAAAAAGUAUGGGAUCAUGGUUGACAUGCACGUGAAUACCUCGUUUUUCAGAAAGCAGCGGCCAGAUGGCCCAUGCCCAGAUUCAGAGGAGCGCUAUGCAUCACCACUUGCGGAGGAACAGGCACAAAUCAUUGAGAUAUACGAGUUCAUUCCCGAGCAUCUUCAUUGCUUGAUGAGAGAAAGUCAUCACUUCGGAAACAUAUUCUCGAAGAAGCUUUGUAAUGGCCGCUCGGAUAUAUUACACAAAAUAAGAACGAAAGCAGGCAUCAUCUACGAUCUACCAGAGCAUGUUUUCGAAACGACUUUCGACAGGUCAACAGUGCCGGAACUGAGAGCAUUGCUGGGUGUAGACGAUAACAGGAAGGAUGCCAAAUAUCCUAUGUUCCCACCGGUACUCUUCCCAAACUUCAAGGUUGAUAUGAAAUAUAUCUUCGGAAACCCAAUCAUUGCAAAAAUACUCAAAGUCGCUUUCCGUGGACCUAACUCUCUCUCGGGUGGUCAAGGUGGUGGUAAGAGUAAUGCAAAUGCAUGGCAUGUUACCUGCAAUACACCAGGUUCUCUGGCAUGGGGUGCUGUUGCUGUAUGCCGUGUUUUGGCUUCACCUGACGACGAAUUCCCACAUGAUGGGAAAGGCGCAAUAUCCCACAUACAGUAUUUUGAUAUGUUUCGUGCCUACAAACAAAUCCUUGUGAAGAAAGGUGGCACUAGACGUAUUAAGGAAACGUACCGGAUGUUCAAUGCUUACAUUUUCUCCUUGAGCAAGGUACUGGCUGUAGUUCCAAAAGUGCAUGAGGACUACACAGACCAAAUUGAGCUGGCACUGGCAGCAUUAGAUGUUCAAAGUGAUGACGAUUCUGAAAUUGGCGGCAAUAAUGAGUUAUUAAAUCCAGCUCAGCUUGCAGUCAACCAUGCACCGGUUUCCAAUGUCGCUCUGUCAACUUUGGGUUCCCACGCAAUCAAUAGCACCACGCCCUUAAAUCCAGAUGCAGCCGUCGUUUCACUGGCAGAGGGUGGGAUCGAGUCGGGAUUGACAGAAGGGUUGGUAGAAGAGAGGACCGGUGAAACAUCAAAGUCAAAGAAGAGAAAGGAUAAAGGAAAGUCAAACCAUUCUCAGACAAAUACUGUCAGUGAAACUAGUACUAGGCGUUCUCGUCGUGCAGGUCUUUAA